ACCGCCAGACAAGAACCUAGUACUUAAUUUUCAAGUUUUUUCUUUGAGGAAGCAAAAGAGCAUAACAAAAAGCUAUGGAGAACGGAGAAAUUCCUGAAAACGCUAAUGAAGAUUGCCCAGGAACUCAAUCAGAAGCAGCCGGUAAAUCAGAUGCUUGCCAAGGCUGCCCUAAUCAAGAAAUUUGCGCCUCUGCCCCUAAAGGCCCCGACCCCGACUUGGUAGCAAUUGCAGAAAGAAUGGCUACAGUGAAGCAUAAGAUCCUGGUUUUAUCAGGGAAAGGCGGAGUUGGCAAAAGCACAUUUUCUGCCCAACUCGCGUUUGCACUAGCAGCUAUGGAUUUCCAAGUUGGUCUCUUGGACAUUGAUAUCUGUGGACCAAGCAUUCCUAAGAUGCUUGGCCUUGAAGGUCAAGACAUUCAUCAGAGUAACCUUGGUUGGUCUCCAGUGUACGUCGAGUCAAACCUUGGGGUCAUGUCCAUUGGAUUUAUGCUCCCCAAUCCCGAUGAUGCUGUUAUAUGGAGGGGACCUCGCAAGAAUGGGAUAAUCAAGCAAUUUCUAAAGGAUGUGUACUGGGGAGAGCUUGAUUUUCUAGUGGUCGAUGCCCCACCUGGGACGUCAGAUGAGCAUAUCUCAAUCGUUCAAUUCCUUCAGACUACAGGAAUUGACGGUGCAAUUAUUGUCACUACACCACAACAAGUCUCUCUUAUUGAUGUGCGCAAGGAAGUUAGUUUCUGUAAGAAAGUUGGAGUAAAUGUUCUCGGGGUUGUUGAGAACAUGAGUGGCUUUCGUCAACCACUGACAGAUUUUAAGUUUAUGAAGUUGACUGAAAGUGGCGAACAAGAAGAUGUAACAGAGAAAGUUUUGGAAUAUAUGAUAGAUAAAGCUCCAGAGAUGGCUGGGUUAAUAGCUUGUAGCGAAAUAUUUGAUAGCAGUGGCGGUGGUGCAACACAAAUGUGCAGAGACAUGGGUGUGCCUUUUCUCGGAAAGGUGCCACUUGAUCCACAACUCUGCAAGGCAGCUGAAGAAGGGAGGUCCUGUUUUGGUGAUCAGAAGUGUGGAGUAAGUGCUCCUGCACUUAAAACUAUUAUAGAAAAGUUACUCGCGGAAAACAAGUGGACUUUAGCAGAUCAGUAAAAACAUUAAAACAUUAUCAGUGCCUCUUUUGGAUCUUCAGAUUUGCUAUUCUUAGUUCUCAGAAUCAGUUAGUGCCUUUUUGGUAUCUGUCUCUUUUAUUCGGGUUUUGUUUGGCAACUUUUUGUGUUUUGUUAUUGAACUUGGUUGCAUAACUCACGCUGAAACAUGGUUGUGCAUUACAUAAGCAAAACCCAGAUCAUUUGACUGAUUGAUCAUUGCCACAAUCAUCAAUUCAGAAAAAUGAAGUGAAUCAUUCAACUA
Molecule: messenger RNA, 1394 nt
Organism: Mercurialis annua (annual mercury)
Lineage: Eukaryota; Viridiplantae; Streptophyta; Magnoliopsida; Malpighiales; Euphorbiaceae
Product: cytosolic Fe-S cluster assembly factor NBP35
Exons: 3
Coding region: 75-1133 (352 amino acids)
Biological process (GO): iron-sulfur cluster assembly
Cellular component (GO): cytosol
Molecular function (GO): ATP binding; 4 iron, 4 sulfur cluster binding; ATP-dependent FeS chaperone activity
Source: RefSeq, a predicted model, not a curated record